UCCUCCUGCCUCGGCCUCCUGAGUUUUGGGAUUACAGACAUGCAACACCACACCCAGAUGGGACCAGCAUCUUCUGUGCAAUCCUUUGUUGACCAAAAUAUCUUCAUUCUGUGAGCAAAGAACCUGAGUCUCAGAGCUGCACAGUUCCUCCUGACUGCCCAGCUCUUUGUAAGCAGGCGGUGGGUAAAGCCAGACGCCAGAUGAGGUCAACCUGAAUGUGCUGGACCUGAGGCAGGAGGGAAUUUAUGCUGCGGCAGUUUUGUGGUUUUGCGAGCAAAGCUGACCUGUGUACCUUCACAUGGAAGGACAAAGCCAGCGGUACACAGUGUUCAUGGAGGACAAUUCCGUGAUACUCAUGCCAAGCUGUGAUCCAUUAGGGUCUGUGUGGUGGCCACAAAGCAGAUACAGGCUCGUGGUUCUGAAUUUUGGGUAUUGCUCUUUGCUGAGAGCAUCCUGGACUCCCUGCAGAUUUCCAUCCUGUUCCAUUGGUCUUCAAAAUCUCUGCUGUCUGAGCUGGCAGAAAUUGCUCUAGGCCAUCACCCAUCAACAUAGUUCUGUUGCCAUCCAUGGACCCCCAGGGACCUGUGUCUGUGGAGCCAGCAGCAAGGCAGGACUGCGCAUGUGCAGCCCUCAGCACCACUAUUUAAAGGUGGGCGGCACUGGGCUGAGGAGGGCCCUGACUGUGACAUGCUUACCUUCACGCUUGGCCAGACACUGAGUGGACACUGGCCCCAAGUACCACUGCAGCUGUGUCUGCGCAGGAUGCAGGAGCUGGCAUUCGGUGCUGAGGAUGGAGGAGAGAGAGCUGCGGAGCUGGAAAGCUGAAGUCCUGAGUCUCUCACACCCUUGACGUCCUCAUAUUUGUGAGCAAGGACCACCCGCUUCAGAAUGGACACUCCGUCAGGGCCACAAGUCUCUCCAGGCCCAUCCCAGGAGCCCAGCUUCUUGGCUAACCUGUCAGCACCUGGCAAGGGGGAUGGCACCCCAAGUAGCCUCUCCAUGAUGGGCCAGCUUCUGCCAGGCAGCCCCACGGCAGCAGGGACUCAGGCUGUGGUCCGUGUUCCCUUCCCCACAGCGGAUGUUCCAGCGCAUGCGCACUACACCCUGGGCGCGGUGAUCCUGCUGGUGGGACUCACAGGGAUGCUGGGCAACCUGACGGUCAUCUAUACCUUCUGCAGGAGCAGAGGCCUGCAAACCCCAGCCAACAUGUUUAUUAUCAACCUUGCGGUCAGUGACUUCCUCAUGUGCUUCACCCAGGCUCCCGUCUUCUUCACCAGCAGCCUCUAUAAGCGAUGGCUGUUUGGGGAGGCAGGCUGCGAGUUCUAUGCCUUCUGUGGGGCUCUCUUUGGCAUCACCUCCAUGAUUACCCUGAUGGCCAUCGCCCUGGACCGCUACCUGGUGAUCACACGCCCACUGGUCACCAUUGGGUUGGCAUCCAAGAGGCAGGCAGCGCUUGUCCUGCUGGGCAUCUGGCUCUAUGCCCUGGCCUGGAGUCUGCCACCCUUCUUUGGCUGGAGCGCCUAUGUGCCGGAGGGGCUGCUGACAUCCUGCUCCUGGGACUACGUGACCUUCACGCCCUCCGUGCGCUCCUACACCAUGCUGCUUUUCUGCUUCGUGUUCUUCCUGCCGCUGCUCAUUAUCAUCUACUGCUACGUCUUCAUCUUCAGGGCCAUCCGGGAGACAGGCCGGGCCUUCGAGACCUGUGCGGAGUCCCCAUGGCAGCGGCGGCAGCGGCAGCAGCUGCGCAGUGAGUGGAAGAUGGCCAAGAUCGCACUGCUGGUCAUCCUCCUGUUCGUCCUCUCCUGGGCGCCCUACUCCACUGUGGCCCUGGUGGCCUUUGCAGGGUAUGCACACGUCCUGACACCCUAUAUGAACUCAGUGCCAGCUGUCAUCGCCAAGGCCUCUGCCAUCCACAACCCCAUCAUUUAUGCCAUCACCCACCCCAAGUACAGGAUGGCCAUUGUGCAACACCUGCCCUGCCUGGGCAUGCUGCUGGGUGUGUCUGGCCAGCGAAGCCGGCCCUCCCUCAGCUACCACUCCACACAGCACUCCAGGCUGAGCAGCCAGGCCUCCAACCUCAGCUGGAUCUCAGGACACAGGCGCCAGGAAUCCCUGGGCUCUGAGAGUGACAUGAUGAAGGGGCAGCUCCCCAGCCUGGAUCCCCAGAUGUAGGAAGCCAGCCGGCCCUCCCUCCCAUCUGGGAUUCACCUAGCUCUGCCAGCCUGCAGGCUUUGUCACCUAUGCUGCUGCGCUGGAGUCAUAGCCCCAGCCCUGUGUCCUGCUUCACACCAUGGAAGUCCUGCCUGUGUGGCCUGCACUCUUAUGUCCUAGCUCUGCAGCUCUCUGCUGCCAGCAGCUGCCACUUCUACAAACGAUGGCUCCAGGAACACACUGCUGUUUGUUUGUUUGUUUGUUUUUCUUUGGUACCAGGGAUCGAACUCGGGAAGAGGCAGGCUGUGGAACCACUGAGCUAAAUCCCCGGUCCAACACACUGCUGUGUACAAGCCGUGCAUCUGGCCAGACUAGGCAUUUCAGGGUCCUGGGGUGGGGACAGCGCUGCCCCUCCCACCAGACACAGCCUCCCCAUCCCGAGCCCCACCAAGCCAUCCCCAGGUGGCCCACGUUUGCAUGCACAGAGCACUGUAGGUACCAAUUUGCAUGUACACUGA
Messenger RNA from Fukomys damarensis (Damara mole-rat), 2669 nucleotides. RefSeq names its product opsin 4 (gene Opn4). Gene Ontology annotation, molecular function: G protein-coupled receptor activity. The transcript has 10 exons. Lineage: Eukaryota; Metazoa; Chordata; Mammalia; Rodentia; Bathyergidae. The coding region runs from base 889 to 2172 and encodes 427 amino acids. Gene Ontology annotation, cellular component: membrane. The record is from RefSeq and is a predicted model, not a curated record. Gene Ontology annotation, biological process: G protein-coupled receptor signaling pathway; visual perception.